CCCGCGGUGCAUGCUGGGGCGGUCUCCUUUGGCAACGCAGGCCCUCCGGCUGUCCCGAGGCAAUGCCGCGAGGGCGCGGUGGCGGUGGCGGCGGCGGUGGCGUGCGCCAUGCCCCCGCCGCUUCCGCGCCCUUGGCGAACGCCAGCUACUACGAAAGGGUGGGCCAGCUCCAGCAGGCACUGCGGGACAGUGAAAAGAAGAGACUGGUCCUGGAAAACCAGCUUUAUGAAUACAACAAGUCUGAUAAGUACAGAGCUAAGAUGAAAUGCACAAAACUAAAGAAAUACCUGAAGGAAAUAUGUGAAUCUGAAAGGAGGGCUCGUGUUCGAAACCAAGGCUAUUUACAGAAGUUCGAGCGUGUCCAGGCUUAUGUUGAACAGUUGACCGUAAAUACAGAGAAGCUUCAAAGACUGAAGACUGAAUAUGAGGCUGAAAUGAAGAGGAUGCGCUUACUGUUGAAAGACAACAUGGGAACAAAGGACGAAGACAGAGCAAAGGAUGCAGUGCAGGCAGGAAUUAACUCAAGGACAGCCAUGUCAAGAGGAUUGUAUCAACCAGCAGCAAUCUUUAUGGGCCGCCAAAUGUCAGCCAUCUCAAGCAUUGAAGAUUUCAGUGCAGAGCAGAAAUCUAACCAACCCACAAAGAACUUUAUAAUCCCUGACCCACAUUCACACCAACAGACAGCCCCGAGCAGUUGUGUGACAGACAGCUGUGUAGCACAAACUAACGGUGACACACAGUGCUUAAACAAGGCUGACAACGUGGAUGGAAAGGCAUCUCUUCAGAUGGGCGAGAGAACGCCACUCACAAGCUGUGCAUUGUCUGAGGAAGAACUAACUCGGUGCUUGGAGAUAGGAAGCAGCACACGUCACAGUGAGGGUAAUUUAUCUGAAGGCAGAAAGUCUGCCGAACCCCAUUCCUUGUUGCAGGAAAGAUUAAGUCCAGAGAACAGAACCGCUGAUUUAAAGUGUGACAGUUCCAGCAGAUCGGAGGGAUCAGACGGAGAAAUACUGACACAAGAACAUAUUGAAGUCGGGGAAGAAAGAGCCAGCCCGCUGGUCCCGCUGAUAUCAGUUUCAGAGCACCGUGCAUCUGCAAAUAAAUGGGCUGGAGAGAAGCAUUCCGCGUGGGGAGGCCUCUCAGGCGAGAUGACAGACCAAGAUGAUCUUGCCCGUGGGGACCCGAAGUCACAAGAGGUCUUCCUACACAUGCGAGCAGAGCAGGAGGAGGAAAGUUCAUGCAGCAGCAGUGACCUCACAGUUUCUGUAAGUGAAGAUGAUCUGAUUUUAGAGAAUCUGGAGUUACUGCCAAAUCCAGGAGCCAAGAGGGAGGGUGACCAUGAAAUGCAGGCCACACGAUCAGCCUACACUGAGCAGCAGAGAGAUUCGCUCUUCACUGACUAUGUUUUGCGGACCCAAGGCUUUCCUGAUUCAAAGAAGGAAUCCUCCCUGGACUCACCAAGACAAGCUGAACAAGUACCAGAUUGGCACUUACUGAAGACACAAGAGCAGUGUGUGAAGGAACGUGAUAAUUCUCUUAAGGAAGAGGCAACAGCAUUAUUGAAAAAAGUCCUUACAGAAGAAUGUGACCGUAGGUCAGCUAUUCACAGUAAUGAAUCAUCUUGCAGCAUGCCGUCUAUUCUGAAGGACAAUGACGGAAUAAAGGAGGCAAAACCCACUCUGCGGCUCAACAGUGUUCUUACAAGGGAACAAGAAGUUUCAAGUGGCUGCGGAGAUGAGAGCAAGGAAGAAAGCAUAGCUGCGGCUCCAGUCACAGGACACAGAGAGGCAAAUCUAGUGCCCUCAGAACUGUUUCAGUUCAGCUUGGGAGCAGCUAUGAAAGAAACAAAAGCCUACCAGUUACUGAAGAAGUCUACCCUUCAGGAUAAUUCAAAUGAAACUGAAGAGAGAUUUGGAAGUCAAUUUUCAAGUUUGGAUAUUGGCAACAACACAUUGAAAACAAAGACAGCCCACAAAAUCGCUUCGGAAGCUAGUUUUUCUUCUAGUGAAGGAAGUCCUUUGUCAAGGCAUGAAAGCAAAAGGGAUCCAGUGACCACGAUAAAGUCGAAUGCUUUCUGGGGAGAGUCUGAUGACAGCAACUCUGAAAUUGAAGCUGCCCUACGUCCUAGAGACCAUGACAUGUCUGAUGAUUUUGACGAUUUUUAUGACACAUAAGCUGUUACAUGCUGGAAAUAAAGUCUUCAGACAAACUGUCA
Messenger RNA from Meriones unguiculatus (Mongolian gerbil), 2215 nucleotides. RefSeq names its product kizuna centrosomal protein (gene Kiz). Gene Ontology annotation, cellular component: centrosome. The transcript has 14 exons. Gene Ontology annotation, biological process: spindle organization. Bases 63 to 2174 code for a protein of 703 amino acids. NCBI's taxonomy places the organism in Eukaryota, Metazoa, Chordata, Mammalia, Rodentia, Muridae. The record is from RefSeq and is a predicted model, not a curated record.